AUGCAACCACAUUUUAAAAAGUUGCUCAAUUUCGAAGAAUGUACUUUAGGUGACGGAUUAAAGCAAGCUUCCAGCUUUACCGAAGGCUCCAACCGCGCGACGCGCAACACAGAACUACAGAAGCUUACCAACAUCUUCGACUUCACCCUCUCCGACUCCCAGCUCGGCCUCCUGCUCCUCCGCCAGAAGCCCAACGCCCUCAACUCCACCAGCCGCAGCCUCAUCGUCUGCAACCCGGUCUCGCGACGCCACGGGCUGCUGCUCCAGAUGCCUGCUCUGCUGACAUUCAGAACAGAGCACAAUGUAACAGGAAGAAUGCAAACAGAAGAUGUCCGGCGCGCGGUGGCCAAGAUGCUGCAAAAGUGGAGCUUCAAGGAGGGCUCAGGCCUUGGCGCACGGGGACAAGGGAUCGUUGCCCCCGUACAGCCCACGCUGAUACACCCUACAACCGGAAUCGGCUAUGGAGAGAGAUCGUACCAAAACGGCCUCCCGGACAAGACGCCGGUGGUCCAAGAAGAGUGGCGCCGUCGGUGCGAGGAAAUUUCACGAGUCCUUCAGCUUGAAAAGGACUGCUGCAACAAGACAGUCGAGCUGCUGCGCGACAUGGCCGAAGAGGACGACAGCUCGGCGGAGACGACGGAGGCGCUGGCGGCGGUCCUCAAGUCCAUGGAGGUGUUUCAGGAGAAGCGCACGCCGGGGAUGUGGAAAGCCACGUUGCCUUCUUCCACCUUGCUCUACAUCAUCGAGAACGUGAUCAAGCCGAAGAUUGCCGCGGACGCGCGGGAAUGGACGCCGUCAUGGGACCCGGACUGCCACCUCUGGGUUCGUCCGUGGGUUCCCCUCGUCGGCCACCUGCCGGACAGCCUCUACGACGCCGUGGAGAGUAAGAUCGUCAAGCACGCCGACGAGUUCGCCGUCAUCUCCCCGUGGAAGGAUCUUAUGGAUCCGACACAGUGGGAGACGUACACCCGGCGCCACGUCCUGCCGUGGCUGACGCGUCUAGUGCGGGAGCUGAUGAUCGCGCCGCCGAAGCAGAUGGACCCUUCCUUCCACACGUUGAUGCAGUGGGCGCCCCUCGUGCCGGCCAAGAUCGUGGUCUCCAUCCUUGAAGAAGAGCUCUUCUUCGACAGAUUUGAGGAUGCGCUGCGCCACUGGCUGCAGUCCGGCGCCGGCAAGCCGUCUUCCGAGGAGGUCCUCGCUUGGUGCACCGGAUGGAAGAAUUUGCUCACCCCCGAGCUGCUCGCCGACGAAGGAGUGCUCGCGCGUAUGAAUGCCGUCGUCGACUUGGUCGAUGCUCACAGUGGCGGACCCAGGAAUUGA
Molecule: messenger RNA, 1320 nt
Organism: Lolium rigidum
Lineage: Eukaryota; Viridiplantae; Streptophyta; Magnoliopsida; Poales; Poaceae
Exons: 4
Coding region: 1-1320 (439 amino acids)
Biological process (GO): spliceosomal complex disassembly
Cellular component (GO): U2-type post-mRNA release spliceosomal complex
Molecular function (GO): nucleic acid binding
Source: RefSeq, a predicted model, not a curated record